Tachyglossus aculeatus (Australian echidna) is the source of this 14120-nucleotide messenger RNA. RefSeq names its product apolipoprotein B (gene APOB). Gene Ontology annotation, cellular component: mature chylomicron; very-low-density lipoprotein particle; low-density lipoprotein particle. Lineage: Eukaryota; Metazoa; Chordata; Mammalia; Monotremata; Tachyglossidae. The coding region runs from base 39 to 13721 and encodes 4560 amino acids. The transcript has 29 exons. Gene Ontology annotation, molecular function: cholesterol transfer activity; low-density lipoprotein particle receptor binding. Gene Ontology annotation, biological process: triglyceride mobilization; lipoprotein transport; cholesterol homeostasis. The record is from RefSeq and is a predicted model, not a curated record.
GGAAGAGCCAAGAAAGGGGAUCCGGCAGCACUCCAGCCAUGGGCCCUUUGAGGCUCUUGCUGCUGCUGCUGCUUUUGCUGCUGGCUAGCGGCCCUUCCUCCCAAGAGGAGGGAUCUGAGACCCCAGGUGCCAGCUGUCCAAAAGAUACAACCAGAUUCAAACACCUCAGGAAAUACGUGUACAACUAUGAAGCCGAGACCACAAGCGGAGUGACCGGAACAGCAGACUCUCGAAGCGCCGCCAAGAUUAACUGCAAGGUGGAGUUAGAGGUUCCCCAGCUAUGCAGCUUCAUCCUGAAGACAAGCCAGUGCACCCUGAGGGAGGUUUAUGGUUUCAACACAGAAGGGAAAGCCAUGUUGAAGAAGACUAAGAACUCGGAAGAGUUUACCACCGCCAUGUCCAAGUAUGAACUUAAAUUAAGCGUUACUGGAGGCAAGCAGGUCUUACUGUACCCAGACAAAGAUGAGCCAACCCACAUUCUGAAUAUCAAGAGAGGCAUCAUUUCGGCUCUCCUACUGCCCCCGGAGAUGGAAAAAGACCAACAGCAAUUGGUUAUGGAAACGGUCUACGGGAACUGUUCCAGUCACAUCACGGUCAAGGCGAGGAAGGGAUCUACAGCAACGGAGAUGGCAAUUGAGCGAAACCUGAAGAAGUGUGACCACUUCAGUCCUAUCAGCGGAGACAUGAGUCCAUUAGCACUCGUCAGAGGCUUGAACACCCCACUCUCUACACUGAUCAGAAGCAGCCAAUCGUGCCAGUACACAGUGGACAACAGAAGGAAACAUGUGUCUGAAGUCAUCUGCACGGAGAAACAUCUCUUCCUGCCAUUCUCUCACAAGAAUCAGUAUGGCAUGAUGACACAAGUCAGACAGACCCUGAGACUGGAAGAUACCCCCAAAAUUAACAGCAGAAUUUUUGAUGAAGCUUCCUUGCCAAAGAAAGGACUAGCAUUUGAGAAGACCGAAGAUACACCACCUCUAAAGCAGGGAGAGGACGUGCUGAAGACCCUCAAGGACCUCCAGAAACUGUCCGCCACCGAGCAGAGCAACCAGCGCGCUAACCUCUUCGGGAAACUGGUGACCGGACUGAGAGGGCUGAACGAAGAAGCGAUGCUUUCAUUGCUCCCGAAGCUGAUUGAAGUCUCCAGCCCUGUCACUCUUCAGGCUUUGAUGCAAUGUGGUCAACCACAGUGCUACUCUCAAGUAUUUGAAUGGCUGAAAGCGGAGAAAGUGAACCCUCUGGUUGUAGAUGCAAUCACCUAUAUAGUUGGCCUGCUUCCUGAACCGGGUCCUCACAGGGUGAGGGACAUCUUCAAGACAGCAAAGGAUCAGAAAAGUCGAGCCACUUUCUAUGCCUUGAGCCAUGUGGUCAACGGUUUCUAUGACUCAAACCAGGAGGUGACCCAGGACCUUAAGGAUAUUGCUGAAUAUCUGAUGGCACAGAUUGGAAAUGAAUGCUCUGGGAAUGAAGAAUUGACUUACCUGACCCUAAAGGUCACUGGAAACAUGGGGCAGGUGAUGGAUCUGGCGAACCCCAAACUGAAGUCUUCCAUUCUGAAAUGUAUCACGAAUCCAACCUCUUCUUCCGUUCAGAAAGUAGCGAUCCAGGCUCUCAGAAAAAUGGAACUCACUGAUGAGGUCAGGGGAGUCCUCCUCCAGACUUUCCAAGAUGACAGCUCCCCAGUGGAUAAACGUUUGGCUGCUUACCUAAUUCUGAUGAGAGAUCCUUCCCAGUCUGAUGUCCACAAAGUUGCUAAGACCCUCCUGAAGGACAACAGUCAACAAGUGAAAAGCUUCGUGGCUUCCCAUCUCGCUAACAUUUUAGAGUCAGAUGAAGCAUUUGUCCAGGGUCUCAAAGGCAAAGUAGAAGAAGCUCUUAAAGGCUCCCAGGUCCCCACAGCCAUGGACUUUCGAAAGUUUUCCCGAAACUAUCAGAUUUCCAAGACGGUCUCCGUGCCAGAUCUUGACCCCAUCUCAGCCAAAGUUGAAGCAAAUCUCAUAUUUGACCCAAACCAUUACCUCCCUAAAGAAGCCAUCCUCAAAACUACACUAAAACUCUUUGAUCAGGCAGAAGAUCUCUUUGAGAUCGGCUUGGAGGGAAAGGGCUUUGAGCCAACUUUGGAAGCCCUUUUUGGCACGAAAGGAUUCUUCCCAGACAGUGCCACCCAGGCUCUCUAUUGGGUGGAUGGCAAAGUUCCCAACCAGGUUUCCAGGACUUUGGAGGACCAUUUCGGCUACAGCAAAGAUGGCAAACGAGAGCAGGAUAUGAUGAAAGGAAUUAUGGUCAGUAUUGAAAAACUGGUCAAGGAAAUGCAGUCGAAGGAAGCCCCUGAAGCCAAUGCCUACCUCCGAAUUCUGGGCGACGAACUUGGCUAUUUGAAACUCAGUGAUCUAAAAUUCCUAGGACGUCUGCUCUUCAAAAGUGCUAACACCCUGCAAACAAUCCCUCGAAUGAUUGCCGAGACUCUGUCGAAAGGCUCAAAGAAUGAUCUGUUUGUUCACUACAUUUUCAUGGACAACAACUUUGAUCUCCCAACCGGAGCUGGAUUGCCGCUUCAGGUCGCAUUUUCUGGAAUAGUGGCCCCGGGAGCCAGAGCAGGGAUGAGGCUUCAAGCAGCAAACAUGCAGGCAGAGCUGAUUGCUAAACCAGCCGUAUCCGUUGAGUUUGUGACACACCUAGGAGUUGUCAUUCCGGACUUCGCUAGAAGUGGUGUGCAGAUGAAUUCCAACUUGUACCAUGAAUCUGGACUUGAAGCACAAGUUACUCUGAAAGCCGGACAGCUCAAGCUUUCCAUACCAUCUCCCACGGGCCCAGUCAAGCUCUUCAGUGUCAGUAACACCCUUCAUCUGGUCUCCACCACCAAAACUGAAGUCAUUCCACCCUUCAUUGAGAACAGGCAGUCGUGGUCAACGUGCAAACCUUUCUUUACUGGGCUAAACUACUGCACCACUGUAGCCUAUUCUAACGCCAGCUCUACCGAUGCAGCCCCUUUCUAUCCGCUAACUGGAGAUACCAGGUUUGAGUUUGACCUGCAACCCACAGGAGAAGUGCAGGAGUACUCUGCAAGUGUGAACUAUGAAUCACAGAAAGAGGGAAAAGACCUGGUGGACAGUUUGAAAUUUGGUGUUCAAGCAGAAGGUAGAAAGCUAAGUGAGGCUGCAGUGAUUUUCAGAUACAACCGAGGCAAGAAGAUUUUGACCGGUGAUUUACAAAUUCCAGAAUUCGAUGUUGACUUUGGAGCCAAUUUGCGUGUGAAGGAUGAAUCAGCUCAGGACAAAAAGGCAUAUACCCUUACCUUGGACAUCAACAACAAGAAAAUCCCUGAAAUUACCAUUACUGGCCAGAUGAGAUUUGACGGAAAUGAAGAAGGAAUGAUUGGUGGCAUCAUAUCCAUUCCUCGUCUGCAGGCUGAGGCCAGAACGGAGACAUUGUUCCACCAGUCCUUUAACAAACUGACGCUCCAAACGGACUCCUCUGCCACCGCUUAUGGGAUGACACUUUCAAAGAAAAUGGGAUUCCAGUAUGAUAAUGAAAAGAUGGAAUUUGAAUGGAAUACCGGAAGCAAUACUGACACCAAAAAAGUGGCUGCCAUUUUCCCUGUGGACAUCUCUAAGAGUUUACAUCAGUAUGCCAAUGAUCUGCUAGAUCAUCACGUUGCUCAUACCAACAUGACUUUCAGGCGUAUCGUUUCAAACUCAAUAGAAGCAACAAACACAUGGCUUCAGUCGGCUGCUGAGAAUGUUCCAUAUGCUCAGGUGCUACAAAAUAAGCUAAGAAAUCUACAGGAAUUGAACAUGGAGAAGAUGGGAUUGCCGGAUUUCCAAGUCCCUGAGAAUCUGUUCUUGAAAAGCGAUGGCCGGAUCAGGUAUUCAUGGAAUGAGAAUAAAUUUGAAAUCGCGAUUCCAGUACCUUUUGGGGGAAUAUCAUCCCAAGACAUGAAGGUCCCACAGUCCGUACGGAUGCCGGAAUUGAAGCUGGAGUCAGUGGGGAUCCACCUGCCCUCCCAAGAGUUCACAAUUCCUCCAUUUGCUGUUCCAAAGUCUUAUCAACUGCAAGUGCCCCUUCUUGGUGUCCUGGAGCUCUCAACCAAUGUGUACAGUAAUCUCUAUAACUGGUCAGCUUCCUAUACAGGGGGCAACACCAGCCAAGAUAACUUCAGUCUCCAGUCUCGAUACCAUGUGAAAGCCGAUUCCAUUGUAGAUCUUCUCUCGUACAAUAUCCAAGGUUCUGGAGAAACCACUUAUGACUACAAAAACACGUUCACCAUAGCUCUGGAUGGAUCUUUACACCACAAAUUCCUGGACUCACACCUGAAAUUCAAUCACAGAGAAACUCUCGGAAACCAUCCAGUUUCUAAAGGUUCCCUAACAUUCGAUUCGUCAAGCUCCUUGGGGACACAGGUGUCCGUUGCUGCCAAUUUUGACUCGAAAAGGAGGCAGCAUUUGUCGGUCAAAGAAGCGAAAAUUGAUGGUCAGCUCACCAUAUCCUCAUUCGUCGCCAAAAGUGCUUACUCUCUGUCAUAUAACCGUGAUGUCAACACUCAACACAUAAAUGGAGAAUCCAAUCUGCAGUUCAAUUCCCCCUACCUUAAGGGUUCCAAUCAAAUAACUGGAAGAUACGCUGACGGAGCACUGUCCAUUACCUCUGCCUCUGAUCUUCAGAGUGGCACCUUAAAGAACACCGCUUCCCUGAACUAUGAAAACAGCCAGCUGACCCUGAAGUCUGACACAAGUGGCAAAUUCCAGGACUUUGUAGCAACCAACAAGGUAGACCUGUCCCUCUCCAGGGAGAAUGCUCAAUUGCGCUCAGAGUACCAGAGCGAUUACAAAAACCUGAGAUUCUACGCCUUGCUCUCAAGCUCCCUCAAUUCCCAGGGCCUCGAACUGAACGCCGACCUCCUCGGAACCGAUCAGACCAACAGAGGGGCUCACAAAGCAACGCUGAGAAUUGGCCGGGAUGGUUUGUCUACAAGCGCCACCACCAACUUGAGGAUAAGCCCUCUGAUCCUGGAGAAUGAAGUGAACGCCGGACUUGGUACUUCAGGUGCUUUGGUAAAAGUCACAAGUAACGGUCGCUUCCGGGAACACAAUGCAAAAUUCACCCUGGAUGGAAGAGUAGGCCUAACGGAGAUAGUCCUAGGGAGUCUCUAUCAAGCUACAAUCUUGGGUGCUGACAGCAAAAAUGUUUUCGACUUUAGGAUCAACAGAGAAGGACUUAAGUUUUCCAAUGGCAUCAUGGGAUCGUAUAAAGAGAUCAAGCUGGAGAACAGCAAUAAUCUGAACAUUGCUGGUUUAGCCUUAGACUUCACUUCCAAGCUAGAGAACACCAUUGGCUCUGACAAGUCCUACAGGCACGAUUUCAACUUCCAGCUGCAGCCUUUUUCGCUUUUGGCUACCUUGACCAAUGAUUUCCAAUUCGGUGCCCUUGCUGCAACCAACCAUGGGAAGUUAAGACUCGAGCCCCUGAAGCUCAGUCUCGGAGGUAACGUGAAAGGGUCCUACAAAUCGGAUGAAUUCAAGCACAUCUACACCUUGACGUACGCCGAUCUGGCAGCCAGUUAUAAAGCAGACACCAUUGCCAGCAUUCAGGGCACAGAAUUUUCCAACAGAGUUAACAUGGGCACUGCUGGGCUGUCUUCUGCCUUGGACAUGAGCACGAGCUAUAACUCAAAACCCCUGCAUUUCAAUAAUGUCUUCCGGUUUGCCCUGAGCCCGUUUACCAUUACGGUUGAUGCUCACACCACAACCAAUGGGAAACUGAGUUUUCUGGGGGAACAUACCGGACAGCUUUACAGCAAAUUCUUAUUUAAAGGGGAGCCUCUCGCCUUCUCUCUCUCCCACGAUUUCAAAGGUUCUUCCGGACAUGCCUUCGAAUCUGGCCACAAAGUCAAUACGGGUCUCGAAAACAAAGUCAGUGCUCUGUUUACGCCAGAGGAACAGUCGAGCACCUGGAAACUGAAGACUCAGCUGAACGAAAAUGAAUACACCCAAGAUUUUCAUGCCUACAAUGCUAAAGAUAAGAUUGGGGUGGAAUUUGGCGGAAGAGCUCUAUCUGACCUCGCGAUGUUGGACUCGCCAAUAAAAGUGCCACUUCUGCUAACGGAACCAAUUAAUCUGAUUGACGUUUUUGAUUUAAGGGACACUGUGGGCCAGCCUCAAGAAUUCAGCCUCUCUGGUUCUGUAAAAUAUGACAAGAAUGAGCACGUUCACGUAAUCAAUCUUCCGUUCUUGGAAAGCCUGCCAGCUUAUUUCCAAAAAUUCCAAGAAGCCAUCCUUAACACCCUAAAGCAUGUACAGAAAUACCUGAAGAGCAUAAAUAUCAAUCAGUAUGUGAGAAAAUACCAAGCAGCUUUGGACAAACUCCCUCAGCAAGUGAAUGACUACCUAAAUCAAUAUGAUCUAGAAGGACAAGUUAGAAGUGCAAAGGAGAAAUUAAUCGUUUUCACCGACAGCUAUCAAAUCACAAUGGACGAUCUACAGAUGGCACUGGAUAAUGCCAAAAUCAACUUAGAAAAAAUCCUGGUGCAGCUACAGACUUAUGUGAUACAAUUUGAUCAGUAUAUUAGAAAUCAUUAUGACCUCCGUUCUUUUAAAACGGCCGUUACUGACUUUAUUGACUAUCUCGUUAAAACAUGGAAAAAUCUUGAUGAACAUUAUAAAAUCAGAAUCAAUGCAAUAAAAGCAAUACGAGAAAUGCAUUUAGUUGUGGAAAACAUUGAUGUUAACAAAUUGGGGAGUGCUACUGCUUCCUGGGUUCAGGAUUUAGAUGCAAAGUACCAAAUCAAAGCUCAAAUACAAGAAAAACUGCAUCAGCUUAAGGUUCAGAUUCAGAAUAUUGACAUCCAACAUCAUGCUGAGAAACUGAAACAACAGGUGCAGGCCUUAGAUAUCAAAAUCUAUCUUGAUCGAUUGAAGGUGUCUUUUCCACUUCAAAGAAUAAAGGCUAUUUUUGAACAAAUCAAAGAUAUUAUCAUAAAUCUCCUGGAGGAUUAUGAAGUAGCUGAAAAAGUCAGUGUUUUUAGAGGCAAAAUCCAUGCACUAAUUAAGAAGUUUGAAAUAGACAAACAGAUCCACAUCCUAAUGGAUAAGUUAGUGCACUUGACCCACCAAUACAAAUUGAAGGAAACGCUUCAGAAACUAACCGCUUCACUGAAAAAAAUUGAUUUAAGAAUAUACUUUGAGAAAUUGGUGGGCUUUGUGGAUGAUGCCAUUAAGAAGGCCAAAACACUUCACUAUGACCAGUUGAUUGAUGACGUGAACCAGUUCCUUGACAUGCUCAUAAAGAAAGUAGCCGCUUUUGAUUACAAUCAGUUUGUGGCUGAAACCAACAACAAAAUCCUGGUGAUUACCCAGAAAAUCAAUGAUGAAAUUAAGUCUCUAGAACUACCUCAGAAAGUUGAAGCAGCGAAAGUGUACAUAGCAGAUGUCAAUGCAGUGAUUGCACAGUGUGUAGAAAAGCUGAAGGACACUAAAAUCACAGUAAUAAUUGACUGGUUCAGGGAUCUCAUAAGCUCAACUUCCUUGGAUCAUCUGAAAGCUAGUAUGCGGGAAAACCUCGAAGACCUCAGAGACCUCAUCUAUGGUAUAGACAUUCCAAGGGAAAUUCAAUUAUAUCUACAGAAGGCAGGCCAAGCUUACCACACCGUCGUCACUUAUAUUUCUAACCAAUGGAGCGUUGUGGCGAAGGAGAUUGAUAAAUUGGCUGAGCAGUACGAUAUGAAAAACUGGGCUGAGAACCUAAAAGGCUUUGUGGAACUUGGUUUUACAGUUCCUGAAAUCAAAACCAGCAUCAUUGCUGUCCCCGCCUUUGAAGUCAGUCUCCGGGCCCUUCGACUAGCAACGUUCCAGACCCCGGCUUUCAGGGUUCCAUUGACAGACUUGCACAUCCCAUCCAUUCAGAUAAACAUAAAGAAAUGGAACGAAAUCAAAGUCCCAUCUCGGUUUACCACCCCCGAAUUUACUAUUCUCGACACCUUUACGGUUCCCUCCUAUACAAUUGACUUUAAAGAGCUAAAACUAAGGAUUGUCAGAACGAUCGACCAAAUGCUCUCCAGUGAGCUUCGGUGGCCCUUGCCAGAAAUAUAUUUUAGAGAUUUGAAAAUGAGCGAUGUCGCUUUCUCCGGAAUCACUUUGCCCGAUUUCCAGGUGCCAGAGGUAAAGAUCCCAGAAAUUGUGAUCCCUAAGCUCAAUCUAAAUGAAUUUCAAGUGCCCGACAUUCGGAUUCCAACAUUCCAGCUCCCGCAGAUCCCGCGUGCCGUGGCUCUUCCUGCUUUUGGGAAGCUGUCUGCCGUUUUUAGAAUAACGUCUCCCUUUUUCUCCCUGAAUACCAACGCCGGCGUUCACAACACAACAACGCUGAUGAGUACUCCCGAAUUUGUGGCCUCCGUUACGGUGGAUUCGAAAUCCAAAUUUGACCUUCUGGCUUUCACUUUUGAUGCAAGCACGCACCUCUCAGCUCCCAAAAUGGAAAAGCUCAUCUUGAAGCAAUCGGUAAAAUUCUCCCAGCAGUACCUAAAGACUCAGCAUGAGAGCGAGGUGGUAUUUCUAGGAAACUCCAUCCAGGGUACAGCUGAUUCGCUGGCAAGCCUACACACAGAGAAAAAUGCACUCGAGCUGAAUAACAACAUGUUCGUCAAGCUGCAAAAGCAGGUGGCAUUUGAGAGUAACACGAAAUACACCCACAAAUUAAACAUCCCCCAAGCAGAUUUCUCAAGCCAGGCUGACCUGCACAAUCAAGUCAAGGCCCUGUUGGAAGCUGGGCAUGUCAGCAUCGUCUCUGUGGGCGCGGGGUCCUGGAAAUGGGCUUCCCCGCACUUCUCAGAAGAAGGGACCCACGAGUCCCUCCUCAAAUUCAAUGUAGAAGGCCCAAUCACCCUCUUUGAUCUGUCCAAUCAGAUCAAUGGCAAGAACCUAAAAGUGAAUCAAAAGUUGGCCUUUGAAUCCGGCUUCCUCAACUUUGCAAAAUUUGAAGUCGAGUCUGAAGUUGGCUCUCAGCACCUGGGGCAGAGUGUCCUGAUUGCCAAAGGCUCAGGGCUCCUUGGAGAAAUGAAACUGCAACUUACUGGCCACCAUGAGGCGAACCUCAAAGGAAAAGUCGAUGGCACCUUAAGAAAUGAUCUUGCCUUUUUAGCCCAGCCGUUUGAAAUCAGCGCCUCGACAGACAAUGAAGGAAACAUUAAAGUUAGCUUCCCGUUAAAGCUGUCAGGCAAGAUUGACUUCCUGAAUAAGUAUGCACUUGUCCUGAACCCGGGGGUCCAGCAGGUCAGCUGGGAAGUCGGAGGGAGAUUCAACCAGUACAGGUACAACCACAACUUUUCUGCAGGAAACAAUGAGAACAGCAUUGAGGCACAGGUGGAAAUGAACGGGGAUGCCAACCUCGAUUUCCUCAGUGUCCCUCUAGACAUCCCGGAGCAAUACAUUCCUCUGCCUUUCUUAACAAUCCAAACACCCCCUGUGAAAGACUUCUCUGUGUGGGAGAAAACAGGCCUGAAAGACUUCUUGAAAACCACGAAGCAAUCAUUCGAUUUAAAUGUCAAAGCCCAGUAUAAGAAGAACAAAGACUGGCAUGCGAUCCCUCUGCCAGUAGGAGCAGUUUACGAAGCAAUUGAGCAAAACCUCAAAUCCUUGAACACGUAUUUUGAGAAAGGCAGGGACAACGCACUAGAUUUCCUCACCAAGUCGUACAAUGAAGCAAAGAUUAAGUUUGACAAGUUUAAAGUAGAGCCAUCCCUCAACAAACUCCCCAGGACCUUCAGAAUUCCAGGAUACACCGUUCCAGUGGUCAACAUCGAAGUCUCUCCCUUCACCGCCGAGCUGCCAGCAUUUGGUUACAUGGUCCCCAAGGAAAUUAGCACCGUGGGCUUUUCGAUCCCAGGAAUUGGCUUCUCUGUGCCAUCCUACACGCUUGUCCUGCCAUCCUUAGAACUACCAGUCCUCCACAUCCCAAAUACCCUGCGCACAAUUACGCUGCCGAGGUUCCGACUUCUAAGCACGGCCAAUAAUAUUUGGAUUCCUAGCAUGGGGAACAUUACGUAUGACUUUUCCUUUAAAUCAAGCAUUAUCACCUUGAAUACGCAUGCUGGGCUUUACAAUCAGUCGGAUAUCGUGGCCCAUUUUAGUUCUUCAUCUUCCUCGGUCUUUGACGCCCUGCGGUACAAAUUGGAUGGCAAAACAAGUUUGACAAGGAAAAGGGGACUGAAGCUGGCCACGGCUCUGUCCUUGAACAACAAGUUUGUGGAGGGAAACCACGACAGUACCAUCGGCUUGACCCGCAGGAACAUGGAAGCCUCCGUGACCACAGUUGCCAGAGUACAGACGCCAAUCUUGAGAAUGAAUUUCAGACAGGAACUAAACGGCAAUACGAAAUCCAAGCCUACCGUCUCUUCCUCGCUUGGCUUGAAGUACGAUUUCAGCUAUCCUAAAUCGCAGAGUAGUGCCAAAGGAACCCUUGAGCACAAGCUCACUCUCGAAAGCCUGACGUCUUAUUUUUCUGUCGAGUCAAUAUCCAAAGGCAACAUGAGUGGCUCUGUUCUGUCUCAAAAGUAUUCUGGAGCGUUCACGAACGAAGCCAACACGUACCUGAACUCCAAGGGGGCACGCUCUUCGGUGAAGGUUGAGGGCCACUCCAAAGCUGAUGGUGUCUGGAACGUGGAAGUAAAAGAAAACUUUGCGGGAGAGGCCUCUAUCAGGCGCCUCUACGCAGUUUGGGAACACAAUGGCAGAAACCAGUUGCAGCUCCAGCGAGUCUUUUCCACUAAAGGAGAUCAAAACAGCCGAGUCACUUUGGAGCUCGGUCUCUGGAGCGUUUCCACCCUCCUUCAGAUUCAAGCUAGCCAGCCCAGCUCCCUCCUAGAUGAAGCCUCCAUCAGUCAAGCUUUCCUGCUGAACACCAGCCCGGAAAACCAGCAAGUCGUCUGGAGAGGGGAGGGUCACGUUCAAACCGCCUACGUCAGUCACGAGGUCCAGCUGUCAAACGGCAGAGCCGAGGCCCGAAUGGAUAUCGCCGGGUCCGUUGGAGGACAUAUGAGAUUCCUGAAAGGAAUUCAAGUGCCAGUUUAUGACCGAAGCAUUUGGGACCUCUUGAAACUGGACGUGACCACCAGUGAAGACCAGAAACAAUAUCUCAAAAUCUCAACUGGCCUCGUUUACACCAAGAGCAAGUCUGGCUAUGUUUUCCCUCUGAAACUGAAUCAACUCGCUGACGGAUUCACAGUCCCCGGAUUGGAACUGGAAGGCCUGAAUUUUCCCUGGGCAACUCCAGCCUUCCGGGUUCCCUUCACAACCCUUGAGGUUCCCUCCUACACCCUUGAUUUCAGUACAGUCAAAAUCCCCAAAAAGCUAAGCUCGCCCCCAUUUGACCUAAACUUACCAUCAUUGCCAAAGGUAAAAUUCCCUAAAAUCGAUGUAUCAAUACAAUACACCACUCCUGAUGACGCGCAGAUUCCCUUCUUUGAAAUAACAUCACCCGAGUAUCGCAUAACUCUUUCACAGUUUACUCUCCCGAAAAGCGUUACAAUUGGAACCGUCCCGUUAGAUCUGAACAAAGUGGCAAAUAAGAUCGCGGACUUUGACCUGCCAACCAUUUCAAUGCCAGAACAGAAAAUUGAGAUUCCUUCUGUUAAAAUCUCCUUACCUGCUGGAAUUUUCAUUCCUUCAUUUGGAUUUUUGACUGGAGAUUUCAAAGUAACCUCACCCUUAUAUAAUGUCACAUGGAGCGUUGGCCUGAAAAACGAAGGAGAUCACAUUGAGACUUCUCUUGAUUCCACGUGCAGUUCGACUCUACAGUUCCUGGAAUACGAUAUAAAUGUUGUAACAACAUACCGAACAGAAGGUGACAACUUAAAAGGGGAGGAGACGGGUACGUUUUCCCACCGGGACUUCAGUGCAGAAUAUAAAAUGGAUUUCACCCUUCGCGGAAUUUGUGAUUUGCAUCAAAAUCUGGUGCUUGGCAUCAUGAGCCCCACUUUCACCAAUGUCUACUUGAACUAUACAGAAGACGACGACAGUGUUACCAUCUCGAUAGCCUCGCCGCCCAUAGGCACUUUAGGAGGUGGUCUCCAGACUAGCGGUGACAUCACUACGGGAAACUUGUACUUCCGCCCUUGGUCCACUCCUGAGAGAGAAGUCAACAUAACCGAAAUGGUGAUCUUCCUCGAGGACUCGGGUGUGAGCCAGGACAAAAUCAGCUGGAAUGAGGAUGCCGCCGAGGAAGUCCUCAACACCCUGAAGAGGUCCGUGCCCAAAAUGACCACGGCCGUGUAUAACUGGGUCGAUAAGUAUCACCAGGAACACACAGGCAUGGAUCUCAGGAUGGCCUCUUCCAGACUGAAGAGAAGUAUGCAAGACAGUGCUGACAGAGCCUACGCUGAAGCAAGAAAACACAUUGCAGAGGCAACUUCAGACCUCAGAGGAGCCGCUGAGGAGGCCGCAGGGACAUAUCGACUGCUGAAGGACAAAGUUGAAGACGUCUAUCAGGAUAUGUCAACUCAGGUUGAUUACCAGGAAUUAAAAAACAAGGUUUUAGACACUACAGUGAAUGUCCUAAAGGAGUACCACAAGAAAAUAAAGCACCUGAUUGUCUCAGUCGUGGAGUUCCUGAGGGUCACAAAGUUCCAACUCCCCGGCCAGAGUGAAAAAUAUACAGCAGAAGAACUCUACACCAUGUCUACCAAAGAGGUUCGAGAGGCCCUGGUUUGGGGCAUCUCUAAAUUUCAACAUAUUUUGGAUAUUGUGGUCAUUUAUUUAGAAGACCUGGAUACCUCCAUUCUGAAGGACAUAAAGAUUAAGAUUCCUGGUUUUUCCAGAUCCAUCCAAGGAGAGGAAAUAAUUGAGCCGCUCAAGACAUUGACCCGAUAUUUCAUGAAAGAAAUCCAGUGGGCACCUAAUUAUCUUCAGAAUGUCAAAUUUUCAGAGGUGGCCGAAAAUCUGCAGCAUUCUGUCCAAAAGGUUUUCGUAGGCAUGGAAGAAGCCAUUGAAAGCUUGAAGGCAAAGAGCUUUGAUGAUAUCAAAACUGAGUUCCAUGAAAUGUUCAGCCCAAUCUUUAACGUUCUUCUCCCAAAUGCAUUCCAAGUCUUCAAGGAGAAAAUCAAUGAAUACCUGGCCGUACUGAAUACAUUUGUUCAGCAUACAUUGCAAGAAGUUUCCAAAGAAAUGCAACAGCUGCAUCAGUACAUGAAGGAUCUUCGGGAAGAGUAUUUUGAUCCGAGUGUGGUUGGAUGGGCGGUGAAAUACUACGAAAUUGAAGACAAGGCGGUGAUCUUGUUCAAGAAUCUUCUUGUCACUCUGAAGGCAUUCAGUUCCAGAGUCAUGAAUAGCACCGCUGACUUGACAUCUAACCUAGUGGAGCAGGUCAACGAAUUUAUCAGCAAAGAAGGUCAACAAUAUUUAAACAUUCUAACUGAUGCCAACGGGAAAGGGAAGAAGAUGAUCUCAGAGCUUUCUUCUGCUGUGCGCGGUAAGAUUCAAACUUGGGCCGCCACUGCUCGGAAAAGCAUUGCCGAAUAUCAUGAACAAUUCAAGGUAAAGGUGCAGGAUGCCUCUGAACAGAUCUCUAGAUCAUACGAAACCUUUGCUGCCGAGACGAAACGGCUUGUCGACCUGACUAUUGAAAACUUCUAUGCGUUCCUAAAGUACCUUACGGAGCUACUCCAGAAGCUUCAGUCCGAGACAGACGGUAGCAUAAAUCCAUAUGUACAAGUGUCCCAGGGAGAGAGAAUAUUCUAAGCACCUCACCCACUUGAGCAACUAUCCUUUAACCAAGUUCCCAAGCUCAAAGACGAUGUCAUCGGGGGAAGGUUGGAGCCGACUCACUCUUUGAUCCCGCAAGGCUUCGAAAAAGGUUCCAAGGAAUGGGAAGACUUACAGAGUCUCAAUGAACAUCACAUUGUUGAUGGACAGUUGACCUUUCAGCAGGUUGCCGAAGAGACGCGCCAGCUCAUGGAGGCCUAAAUAGAUCUGUGUCAUGGUGAAAAUUGCCUGUUCGUAUUCUGAUGUGUAUUUAAAGAGGACAGCAAUCAGAAUAGCUUGGACUUUGGGAGUUGAUAUCUUCAUAGAUGACAAAAUCAUAUAAUCUGGGUUUUGUUGUUGAACUAGGCAAAGCAAAUAAAUGAAUUCUUUAGUAAA